Rhizophagus irregularis DAOM 181602=DAOM 197198 is the source of this 737-nucleotide messenger RNA. The record is from RefSeq and is a predicted model, not a curated record. NCBI's taxonomy places the organism in Eukaryota, Fungi, Glomeromycota, Glomeromycetes, Glomerales, Glomeraceae.
AUGGAACAUUUAUUUAAAAGUAAUAUUUCUGUGGAUGAUAAAGAUAUGACUGAUGAACAUGUUCAAAAGCAACAAAGUGUUGCUAGUGCUGAUAGAAAGGGAGAUCAAAAACAGGGUAAAAAACCUGAUGUUAUGUUUAUGGAAUGUAGUGAAAAAAAAUUCUACAAACUUAUAUUGGUGGAAUCUUCAUGCAUAGUCUGCACCAAAAUCAAAGAAGAGAAUGACAGUGUAAAACUGUGGAGAGAAAUGAACAAUGAAUUUCACAUGGAAAAGUUUCAGUCUGAAGAUGAGGUAGUAUACAAAAUUUGUGAAAAGAAUAUGAACAGAUUUAUUGAAAAAGAAACCUGUAUGGGCAUUUUCGCUGAGGAUAAACAAUUAGAAAAUGUUUUUAUCCAAUGGGUGUCUCAGUGUGAUGAUCGUCGCAGAGUGUAUACUGAUGCAUUCAUAUUCACGUAUGAUAUUGCUAUGAAGAAAAAAAAAAUGGAUCAAGUUAAUCAAUUGGCAAAAAAAUGGUCUUUUUUGCUCUUGAGCUCAGAUAUUUGCUGAGGAUACACAAUUAGAAAAUGUUCUUAUCUAAUGGGUGUCUCAGUGUGAUGAUCAUCGCAGAGUGUGUACUGAUGCAUUCAUAUUCAUGUACAAUAUUGCUAUGAAGAAAAAAAAAAUGGAUCAAGUUAAUCAAUUGGCAAAAAAAUGGUCUUUUUUGCUCUUGAGCUCAGAUAAUGUGGAACAAGAGUUAA